Molecule: messenger RNA, 606 nt
Organism: Echinostoma caproni
Lineage: Eukaryota; Metazoa; Platyhelminthes; Trematoda; Plagiorchiida; Echinostomatidae
Source: the annotation of a GenBank genome assembly
AUGGCCAGGAGUAUUCGCUCCUUUUCAUUGAUUCCUAUCGUAUUGGACAAAACGGCCCAGGGAGAAAGAGCAUACGAUAUUUACUCACGCCUAUUAAAAGACCGCAUUAUAUGUCUGAUGGGUCCAAUCAACGAUGAGAUCGCCAGUCUAGUUAUUGCUCAGCUCUUAUAUUUGCAAUCAGAAGACAAGAAGCUUCCAAUUCAUAUUUAUAUAAAUAGUCCCGGCGGAGUUGUCACUGCUGGUUUGGCUGUGUAUGACACCAUGCAGUACAUUAAACCUCCGGUAGCUACGUGGUGUGUUGGACAAGCUAGUAGUAUGGGGUCGUUGCUUCUGGCUGCUGGUGCACCCGGUCUGCGAUUUGCACUUCCUCAUUCUAGGAUCAUGGUUCAUCAACCAUCAGGUUCUGCACACGGUCAAGCAUCCGACAUCAAGAUACAAGCCGAGGAGAUAAUCAAAAUGCGAAAGGUUCUAAAUUCGAUCUACGAGGUUCAUACUAAACAACCUUUGGAGGUAAGCCCAUUCAUCCCUUCGUGCAAAUAUUCUCUUCUCGAUCAAGGGAUGCCUAAAAUCUCUGAUUCCAUACUAACCGAAGAGAAAAGUAAAUGA